CGUGUCGCCGGCUGAACGUAUCUCCCAGCUCAUCACACAUGAAAAAUCACGUGAAUCGUUUCAGCUUUUUACAUUGAAAAAAUGACAAUUAAUCAAAUCCAAAAAUGUGAAAUCAGGUUCUGAUUAAAAAACAUCGAAAACUCGUGGAAGAAAAAUUUUUUUUUCAAUUUCUCCAAUGAUUUUUAAGGGAUAGUUCAGGUGAUUUAUCGAUCGAAGUGUGCGGAAAAUUUCUAUGCCUGGAUAAUGGAGAAAAUGAGCUCGGUUAUGCCGGUGGACCGUAAGGCGAGGGUCAAGGGUCAGAGAAAUGAGAAAAUAUCGGCGAGUGACGAGUCGACUCGGGCAUUUUUGAAUUUUUCACGUGAAAACUUGAGCGUAUCGCAAUCGGACAUUGAACGGGGCUUGAGUAGGAAGACAUCGAGAUGUUUAAAAAUAAAUCGUCAGAUGCUGCUGAGUUUGUUGGCGAUUUGUCUCGCAAUUGUGUGUCUAGCAUUUGAGGCGGUGAAGAUUAAGAAGAUUGUGGAUAAUGCGAGGGAUAUUGAGGGGAUCAAGGCUGAUCUGGAGACGCUGAAGCAGAGGAUCUAUGAGGAGAAUCUCUUGGAGGAGAUCAGGGCGUUCGAGCAACAGUUGUACGCCGACGACGAUGAUUUCAACGACACUGAUCUCGACGAUUACGACUCCAAUUACGAUGACUACGAUACAAGCCAGAAUAAUUACCUCAAUGAUUACGAAACAACGUCAUCAAUGAGAAGUGAUCAAACUACGGUAACAUCACGAUCGGCAUCAAUUGCGGAAAAAGAUGGGAAAAUUCCAUCAACUCUCCACGAAACUGAAGAAACUGGCGGUGAAGAUUCCGCCAAAUCUCCGCAUACGAAGACCAAACGGUUCAUCGCUAAAGAAUCCCUGACUCCUCAGGUGAAUGGAGAAACUCCAGGUUUUCACUCGGGAUCAUUACAAAGUAGUGAAAAUGAUACGAAUGAAAAUUCGAUGAAUUCGAACUCUGGGAACACGAUUUUUCCGAAGAAGUAUUAUGGGGGCAGACGUCGUAGGCCGCAUCGAAAGAAGGCAUCAUCUGAAAUGAAGAAGUCUCUGAAGAUGCGGGGAAUGUCCCGCAGGCACAUCCGCCAAUCCCGCCAGAUAUUCGCGGCCCAUUAUGGUGCGGACAGCACCCUAUUCCACAGGGAUGACGAGCACACCGGGAACGGUCGCGCCAGGCACAACGAGGGAGUCUUCAAGGCUUGGCGAGGCAGCGACUGGAUGGACGAUCUCGGGAUGAAUCGAUACUUCUCAUUAGCCAGAGAUGGCAGAUUAACCGUUCACGAGACCGGACUCUACCUUGUUUAUGCGCAGAUUCAUUAUCUCGAUGAGCAUGACGAGAAUGGGUUUCAUUUGCUCGUCAAUGGGCGACCGAUUCUACAAUGCAUGGUAUACAGUCCUGGGAAUGGCCACAAAAGCAGAUCUUGUUUCUCAGCUCAAGUAACGUAUCUGUUAUCAGGGGAUCGCAUCGUCUUGAAAGAAGUUGGUCCCGCGCGAUACACGUUAUUCCAGCCUGAUAAAAGUUUCUUCGGUCUCGCUAAACUCGGUGAUAGUAGACAAUCUCAACAGAACCAAGUGAGACACAACAGCUCGCUACAACCACAAACUACACCAUUUCAGUAGUAAUAUGAUUAUUUAUACGUGUUUAUUUAUAAUGUUUAUAACGAUUUUUAUAUGAAUAUUGACUUCAGCUUGUGAGAACCCUUGUUGUAUGGAUUAGAAUGCAUGUAAUUAUGUAAUUAUUCAGUGAAUAAAUACUUUUUUUUAUUGUCAA
Messenger RNA from Diachasma alloeum, 1807 nucleotides. It is a transcript of the gene egr, whose product is annotated as protein eiger. The coding region runs from base 244 to 1656 and encodes 470 amino acids. NCBI's taxonomy places the organism in Eukaryota, Metazoa, Arthropoda, Insecta, Hymenoptera, Braconidae. The transcript is spliced from 4 exons. Gene Ontology annotation, molecular function: tumor necrosis factor receptor binding; receptor ligand activity. Gene Ontology annotation, biological process: immune response. Gene Ontology annotation, cellular component: membrane. The record is from RefSeq and is a predicted model, not a curated record.